Prosopis cineraria is the source of this 2852-nucleotide messenger RNA. Its product is annotated as fatty acyl-CoA reductase 2, chloroplastic-like. NCBI's taxonomy places the organism in Eukaryota, Viridiplantae, Streptophyta, Magnoliopsida, Fabales, Fabaceae. Bases 63 to 1880 code for a protein of 605 amino acids. The transcript has 9 exons. Gene Ontology annotation, biological process: suberin biosynthetic process; long-chain fatty-acyl-CoA metabolic process. Gene Ontology annotation, cellular component: intracellular membrane-bounded organelle. Gene Ontology annotation, molecular function: alcohol-forming very long-chain fatty acyl-CoA reductase (NADP+) activity. The record is from RefSeq and is a predicted model, not a curated record.
GAACCUACUGAAAGAAACCCAAAGAAUUUCGAUAUUCCUGCAACAAAUACGCUAACUAAGCGAUGAAUGCUUACUUAAUGAUGUCCCUCUUCUCACCUUCUUCACCUCAAAACUCUUCAUCAUAUAACAGUCCCCCAUUGAUUCUUCAAUCAUUGUUCCCAUAUGAUCAUCGUUCUCGCAACAGUCCAAUUAACUUCCAAUUUCAAAGGAACAUUCAGAUUGAAAGGUCCAAGAAAAAGAAGAACUGUGGAGUUGUUUGUAGCCAGAAUAUCACCGAAAGCUAUGGCGGAAACCUCAGUACUAGUGUUCUUGAGAAGCCAAGGGAGAGCCUUCUUCAAGGCAACCUGAUCAGCAGCAGCACAACGACGUCGUUCAUUAACAUGCCUUUAGAAAUCAGACCCCUUGAAGGUGCUAUUGGGAUCGUCAACUUUUUUGAAGGCAAGAACUUCCUCAUCACUGGUGCAACAGGGUUUGUGGCCAAAGUUUUUGUGGAGAAGAUCUUGAGGAUGGUUCCAGAAACAGGAAAGAUUUUUGUGUUGAUCAAGGCAAAAGACAAGGAAGCAGCCAUGGACAGACUCAAAGCUGAAAUAAUAGAAUGUGAACUGUUCAAGAUUAUCAAACAAGGUCAUGGAGAAAGAUACGAGGAGUUCAUGAUGAGCAAGCUGAUCCCAGUGGUUGGAACAGUAUGUGAACCUGAUCUGGGGAUGGAUUCUCACACUGCUACUGAUAUUGCCAAGCAAGUUCAUGUGGUUGUCAACUCUGCAGCCACUACCUCCUUCGAUGAGAGGUACGAUGUGGCUCUAAACACAAAUACCAAAGGACCUUUUCGUCUUCUAAACUUUGCCAAGAAAUGCAAGAAUCUCCGUCUCUUCCUUCAUAUAUCAACAGCUUAUGUUGGUGAUGGAGAAAGACAAGGGAUAAUAUUGGAGAAGCCACUGUACAUCGGACAAGGAAGAGCUAGGGCAAUCACAGAACAUGAUAUAAAUUUUGAGAUAAACUUGGCAUCAGAAAUUGUCAAUGCAGUCAAACAGAAUCAAGCUACUCAGAUGAUGAAAGAGCUGGGAAUUGAGAGGGCGAAUAUGUAUGGAUGGGCAGACACGUACUCAUUCACAAAGGCGAUGGGAGAGAUGUUAAUAAACAGCUUCAGAGAUGACAUCCCAAUGGUCAUACUUCGUCCUUCUGUCAUUGAAAGCUCUUAUACUCAACCUUUCCCUGGCUGGAUUCAAGGAUACAGGGUUCUUGAUCCACUUAUUAUUAAUUUUGGGAAGGGUCAGCUCCCAGGGUUUCUUGGAGACCCUAAAGCGGUUAUAGAUGUGAUUCCAGUGGAUAUGGUUGCAAAUGCCACAAUGGCAGCAAUUGCAAAACAUGGUGCCGCUGCAACACCAGAGUUAAGUGUGUACCACAUUGGUUCUUCUGUGGCAAACCCUAUUUCAUUUGGUGAUGUUUUUGAUUAUGCUCGUCGCCAUUUCAAUUCUUUUCCAUUAUUGGAAAAGUCCUCAAAUGGGAAUAAUCAAAACAUCAAAAUUCAAAAGAUGAACUUCUUCAACUCUUUGGAUGACUUCUCGUCUUACAUUUCGAUGGAGAUGGCAAAGCAAACUGGAUUGUUGGAUGCAACAAAGCUUGAACCUCAUCAUCUUCAUCAAACCCUCCAAAAGAAGUCCGCAAAGAAGGCACAGCUUUUUACUCACUUGGCUAAGCUCUAUAAGCCAUACAUGUUUUAUAAAGCAUGGUUUGACAAUGGCAAUACACAGAGGUUAUAUGGAGAAAUGUCUGGUGAAGAGAUGAAGAGCUUUGGAUUUGAUGUGGGAAGCAUAAAUUGGGAGCAAUACAUAUCCAACAUUCACAUCCCAGGCGUGAGAAAACACAUUUUCAAGUGUUGAAUUCUUGAAGCGAAGGUCUCAGUAAUAGUGAUUUCAUCAGUAUAUAUAUGUGUGAGAGAGAGAGAGAUAUAUAUAUAUAUAUAUAUAAAAUUUGAUCAUAUUAUAAAAUUUAGUUAUGCAUAUUCUGGUGUUCUGCAAUUGUUAGUGUAUGAUGAUGCAGAAGAAAUUAAAAGGGGAGUCUCCUUCCGUGGUUGUAAACUUGUAAUCAACAUCUUACCAGUAUGAAAUGUUAUUAUUAAGAAUUCCUCUUAAUAAUAACCUUGUAUUGAAAUUUUUAUUAUCUAAAAUAUUACAAUUAAAUUUUUUUAUAAAAUUAGGAAUUAUACAUGCUAUGUUUUUAACUAUAAAAACGCGCGCCCUCUGUCCAAAAUAAAGAACAGAAGAGAGCCAGUCCAGAGGCUAGAUGGACUAGACUAGACCAGAGGAGGAUUGGGUGAAGCUUAGUGUUGAUGGGGCUGUGAAGGGUGGGGAUGGAGUUGCUGGCUGUGGUGGUUUAGUCAGAGAUCAUAGUGGCAACUGGAUUAAGGGUUUUGCCCGGAGAUUAGGAAGAUGUAGCAGUGAUGAUGCUGAAAUGAGGGGAAUUCUCGCUGGUUUAGGAAUUACUACAGAAUUUACCAUAUAGAAGGGUGAUUUUGGAGACUGAUUCGGUUUCUGCUGUGAGAUGCAUGGAGGCAUUGCUGAUAAAUGGAGAAAGGAGAAGUAGGGUUAUGACCCGUAUUAGCAAUAUACUGGAUAAUGGAUGGGAAAUCAAACUUCAACACAUUUUUAGAGAAGGAAACGCUCGUGCAGACUGGAUCGCUAAGUGGAGCUGCCUACAAUCCAAUUCUUUGUAUGUUCUAGAUGAUCCACCUGAUGGUUUCGGAGUUUAUCUGUUUAGGGAUAUAUUGGGCAUGUCAUGCCCAAGACUUGUUGACUAAUUUUGUUUUUGUUUUGGGCUUUGUGCCCCCCUCUUAGUAUCAAAAAAAAAAAAAA